Molecule: messenger RNA, 3409 nt
Organism: Tribolium madens (black flour beetle)
Lineage: Eukaryota; Metazoa; Arthropoda; Insecta; Coleoptera; Tenebrionidae
Gene: Nedd4
Product: E3 ubiquitin-protein ligase Nedd-4
Exons: 17
Coding region: 476-3301 (941 amino acids)
Biological process (GO): regulation of dendrite morphogenesis; ubiquitin-dependent protein catabolic process
Molecular function (GO): ubiquitin protein ligase activity; protein binding; sodium channel inhibitor activity
Source: RefSeq, a predicted model, not a curated record
CUAAUAUUUUUUGUAAGUUUAAAUACAGGACAAUUUUUUAAAUCAAACAAUUAAACUUGUUUUAAAUCAAAUUAAUUCCUGAAAACAGAUUUUGGCUUUAUACUAAACAAAAGAUUUACAUAUAGAAUGGACGAGGAAAUUAUUAGUCUUAUAAAACACAACAAACCAACAUUUAAUAAGUAAAUAAAACAUCUAGGCUUUGUUACAUACUUUGCAUGUGCGUACCCACACUCUAAUCUUUAUCAGUGAUAUUAAUCUCAAGAUAUGUAUUCUCACAGCUAUAUCACAUAUUUCAGAGUAAAAGAUAAGAAUUGUAGUUAAGAAAAAUCGUCAAAUUGUAGUUUAUGUUUUAAUUAGUGGAUAAAACAUUUUUUUUUGUUAUGUGAAACAUCUAGUGUUGUUAUAAUAAUAGUGAGUUUAUUUAGUGAUAUUAAAAAAAAUCUGAACGUGAUGCAAGAGAUUAAGUUUUGCACACAUGUCCUUGGAACAUCAAAAUUCACCUGCUGAGUCUUCGGAUGGACCUCGGCAGCGAAGUAGAUCUUUGGGUAAUAGAUUACGAUCAUUAUCAGUGGUGUCUUUGAAUCACAGCCCAAGACGAUCAUUUUGCGUGUCAACAUUGACAGAAGAACCAACUAGCAAAAUACGGCUCAGAAUAAUUAAGGGAAAGAAUCUUAUGAAAAAAGAUAUUUUCGGGGCAAGUGAUCCUUAUGUAAAGAUUGAUCUGAAUACAAUAAAUGGAGAUGAGACAAUUGAUUCCGUUUUAACAAAAACAAAGAAAAGGACCCUCAAUCCAGAAUGGAACGAAGAAUUUAUAUUCAGGGUGAAACCAGCAGAACAUAAGUUGGUUCUACAAGUCUUUGACGAGAACAGACUAACUCGCGAUGACUUUCUUGGUAUGGUAGAAAUAACUCUAAUAAAUUUACCCCGAGAGCAAGAAGGCAGAAAUAUAGGAACAGUGAAAUAUUUGCUAGGACGCAGAAGCGGUUUUAGUGCACGUUCAAGAGUACGAGGGCACCUUGAAAUAUAUCACGCGUUUCUCCACGACAGCGAAGUGCCUCCAGCACCCCCCGACGAUGACAGGAUUGGUGAUGACCGCGAUUGGGAGCUUAUGAGCGAUGGAAGAGAGGAGGGGCCAGCUCAGCCUGUAUAUGUUAAUGAUCCUUUUGAGUCGAAUGCGCCAUUGCCUCCUGGCUGGGAAGAAAGGCAAGAUGCGAACGGGAGGACAUACUAUGUCAAUCACAUAGCAAGGACUACGCAAUGGGAGAGACCCACGUCUAGCAAUAACGUUGAUAACCAAUUACAAGAGCAAAGGGUGCUUGAGCAAGCCGUCGUGUUUGAACGGCGUUAUCACAUUAGUGCUGAGGAUGAGAACAAUGGCCGAGGCGAUUCCAGUGCAAGCCAAGCCGUUAGUGCGAAUAGUGACGGUGCUGCUGCUGGUGGUCCAGACUCGAACGUAGUAAAUCCGGUUCCGGCCUUAAAUAAUCUGCCCGAAAUAAGGGUCGAAUCUGACGAGGUAGACCACACGCUCGCUACUAAACUCAACAAUCGACUCAGUGUCAGAUCAACAGAGAACAAUAACGAUUCCGAAUACAACGCUUCGGCCGAAAGCAAUGAAAGCAGUAGAAGAAGUUCGUUUGAUUAUCCACAAUUCGAAUUAAGAGGCAGAUCAGUUUUUGGUGCGCAUGUUGAACGACGGUCCAAUGAUGAUGAUUUUGAAAUUGUCGACACGGAUUCGGAGAGCGAAGAUCACACCGACAGUCUGUCAAAUAGCUCGUCUCGUCGCGAUUCCACCGUAUCUACAACAAGCAAUAGCACGACCCCAAAUAAUUUAGAAAUACUAUCGGAAGGUUUACCACCGGGAUGGACCGUUCAAGUCGCUCCAAACGGUCGUUUAUUUUUCAUUGACCACAAUGAAAGAACCACAUCAUGGGUGGAUCCUCGUACUGGCCGUGCGAGUCCAAUGCCUAAUCAAGCAACUGUGCCUUUGGUCAACAGAAGACCUGAUGACGAUCUAGGGCCACUACCGGAAGGAUGGGAGGAAAGGGUUCAUUCCGAUGGGAGGAUAUUCUUUAUUGAUCACAACACGAGAACAACACAAUGGGAGGACCCACGACUCUCAAAUCCCCAAAUUGCGGGACCAGCAAUACCGUAUUCAAGAGAUUAUAAACGAAAAUAUGAAUAUAUGAAGGCGCAGCUUAGAAAACCGACAAAUGUGCCCAAUAAAUUUGAAAUAAAAGUGAAACGAAGAAGUAUUUUGGAAGACUCGUUCCGGGUGAUAACCUCCGUCCCUAGAGUAGAAUUGUUGAAAACGAAAUUGUGGAUUGAGUUUGAAGGCGAAGUCGGUUUAGAUUAUGGAGGUUUAGCUAGAGAAUGGUUUUAUCUAUUGUCCAAGGAGAUGUUUAAUCCCUAUUACGGAUUGUUUGAAUAUUCAGCCAUGGACAAUUAUACAUUACAAAUAAAUCCAUUUUCCGGUCUUUGUAACGAAGAGCACUUAAAUUAUUUUAAAUUUAUCGGACGCGUCGCAGGGAUGGCUGUGUAUCAUGGAAAAUUGCUCGAUGCAUUUUUCAUACGACCGUUUUAUAAAAUGAUGUUAGGUAAAACAAUUGAUCUCAAAGACAUGGAGUCGGUAGAUUCGGAAUAUUACAAGUCGCUUUUAUGGAUAAAGGAAAAUGACCCAAGUGGGUUAGAUUUAACGUUUUCAGUAGAUGAAGAAUCAUUGGGACAUACGACCGUUCACGAACUGAUUGAAGGGGGAGCCAACAUUCCAUUAGACAACACUAAUAAAGAUGAAUAUAUCAAGUGUAUAAUUCAGUGGCGAUUUGUGGGUCGGGUCCAGGAACAGAUGAAUGCGUUUUUGUCCGGUUUCAACGAUUUAAUUCCCUUAAGUAUUGUCAAAAUAUUUGAUGAACACGAGCUUGAGCUUCUAAUGUGCGGAAUUCAACAUAUUGAUGUCAAAGACUGGAAACAAAACACGUUAUACAAAGGGGAUUACCACGCUAACCAUAUCGUCAUUCAGUGGUUUUGGAGGGUGGUUUUGUCGUUUAGUAAUGAAAUGAGAGCGAGGUUGUUACAAUUCGUCACAGGAACGUCGAGAGUGCCAAUGAACGGUUUUAAAGAACUCUACGGGAGCAAUGGUCCUCAAUUGUUUACGAUCGAAAAGUGGGGCACGCCUGAAAAUUUCCCACGAGCUCAUACUUGUUUUAAUCGGUUAGAUCUACCUCCUUACGAAAGUUACCAACACCUCAAGGAUAAAUUAAUCAAAGCAAUUGAAGGGUCUCAAGGUUUCGCCGGUGUAGAUUAGAGAACGUGAGGGAAUUUGUAUUCUUUUAACCAUUAAUCUGUCCAUUAUUUACUUAAGAUUCUAUCAGCCUGUAUGAAAUCUAUUUCAAUCAUUAUUAUUAUACAAAUA